AUGGAUACCAGCACGCGAAAAUUCACAGUGCGGAGAUGGUUUUCUAUCUACCUGAAGAACAAGGCUGCAAGGAACAAAAACAACACCGGCUUCUGUCAGCUAGAGGAUGACAGUAUCCUGAAGGAGAUUGACAUCAGCCACCAUGUUAAGGAAGGCUGUGAGAAAGCAGACCCCUCUCAGUUCCAGCUGCUUAAAGUGCUUGGACAGGGCUCCUAUGGAAAGGUGUUUCUGGUGAGAAAGAUCAGAGGAGUGGACAGAGGACAGCUGUAUGCCAUGAAGGUCCUGAAGAAAGCCACACUGAAAGUUCGGGAUCGCGUGCGGUCUAAGAUGGAAAGAGACAUUCUGGCAGAAGUGAAUCAUCCAUUCAUAGUUAAACUGCACUAUGCCUUCCAGACAGAAGGAAAGCUCUAUCUGAUCCUAGACUUCCUACGAGGGGGAGACCUUUUCACUCGUCUGUCAAAGGAGGUAAUGUUUACAGAAGAGGAUGUGAAGUUCUACCUUGCUGAGUUGGCCCUGGCCUUGGACCAUCUACACAGUCUGGGAAUCAUCUACAGGGACCUCAAACCUGAAAAUAUACUUCUGGACGAAGAAGGAAACAUUAAGAUAACUGACUUUGGAUUGAGUAAGGAGGCCAUCGACCAUGAUAAAAGAGCGUAUUCCUUCUGUGGAACAAUCGAGUACAUGGCACCAGAGGUUGUGAACAGGAGAGGGCAUACACAAAGUGCUGACUGGUGGUCAUUUGGGGUACUUAUGUUUGAGAUGUUGACAGGAUCAUUACCGUUCCAAGGAAAAGACCGGAAGGAAACAAUGGCACUUAUUCUAAAGGCGAAGCUGGGAAUGCCACAGUUCCUCAGUCCUGAAGUGCAGAGCUUAUUACGAGCGCUCUUCAAGAGGAACCCUGCUAAUCGACUAGGUGCAGGACCAGAUGGAGUGGAGGAAAUAAAAAGACACCGCUUCUUUGCAUCGAUAAACUGGGUUAAGCUGUACAGGAAAGAAAUGCGGCCUCCGUUCAAACCGACAGUUGGAAGACCUGAAGACACUUUUCAUUUCGACCCUGAGUUCACCUCCAGAACGCCCACCGAUUCUCCCGGCCUCCCUCCGAGCGCAAACACACACCAGCUGUUUCGUGGCUUCAGCUUUGUUGCAACGAAUCAAAGUCAGGAGCCUAUUGUUGCUACGGUAGCAGCUUCUCGACAGGAGGUGAACAACAUCAACCCCAUAACAAAGCAUCUCAAAGGUGAUGUCGCCUUCAGUGAUGUAUAUGAGCUUAAGGAGGAAGUUGGACAGACAACGAAUUCUGUCUGCAAAAGAUGUUUGCACAGAGUUACUGCUGUGGAGUAUUCAGUGAAGAUCAUUGAGAGGGCGAGGAAAGAUCCAUCAGAGGAGAUUGAGAUUCUUUUAAGAUACGGACAGCAUCCAAAUAUUAUUACCCUGAAGGAUGUGUUUGACGAUGGCCAGUGUGUGUCCCUAGUUCAGGAUUUACUGAGAGGAGACGAGGUGCUGGACAGAGCUCUGACGGUGCCACAUUUCACAGAGAGAGAUGCGUCAGACAUCAUCUGCACGCUGACCAAGACUGUGGAAUAUUUACACUCACAGGGGGUUGUGCAUCGAGACCUGAAGCCCAGUAAUAUUCGCUACUCUGAUGACAGUGGACUCCCAGAAUGCAUCAGGAUAAGUGAUUUUGGUUUCGCCAAACAGCUCAGGGCUGAGAAUGGCUUGUUGAUGACCCCCUGUUACACGGCUACGUUCAUGGCUCCUGAGGUUCUGAAGAAGCAGGGUUAUGAUGCAGCCUGUGACAUCUGGAGCAUGGGGAUCAUGCUCUACACCAUGAUAGCUGGUUUCAGUCCGUUUGCCAGCAGUUCUGAGGACACAGCAGAGGAAAUUCUGGCUCAAAUCGGCUGCGGGAUAUUCAUUAUCACAGGGGGGAACUGGGAGCUGGUAUCAGACGCUGCCAAGGACAUUGUGAUCAAGAUGCUCCAUGUGGAUCCUCACCAGCGCCUCACUGCUCCCCAGGUUCUUCGUCACCCCUGGAUUGUAGACAGAGACCAGCUCUCUGACAAAGCUCUCAGCAGACAAGAUGCUCUUACUGUCAAGGGGGCACUGUCUGCCACCUACUCCGCUCUGAAGCGCUGUGCUCCUGCUCCAGUCCUGGAGGCUGUUCAGUCCUCCAGCCUGGCUCAGCGGCGAGGAAUGAAGAACCUUGAGAGUCCCAAAGUUAAUUCAGAACUUAAAGAAAAGUAGUCGACUCAACAAUCCAAAUUAAACAUCGAGCCACUUGAUUGAAGAAGACCUUCUCUUUUUUAAAAGCACAAACCUUGUUACUAAGUGCUUCUCGGCUAUAAACUGAAUGUAGCCGGAAAAUCACAAAGUGACUAAAAGCCUAAUUAUCUAUAACAAUAAAGAAGUCAACGAACACUGGCUUCAGGACUAGCUUCAGAUCAAUCUAUUUAAAGUGUACAUUUUUUAUCUUUUACAUUUUAAACUAAUCUGAUACUGUGACACUGUGCACCUGCACAUACAAUGUGACUCUAAAUCUGAACAAAACUCAAAGGCUUGAAGAAGUUUUCUAUUAUUAUUCUUUUUUAAUCCUAAACACAGAGGGUUUCAUUCAAAAUGCAGAAGCCUUAUCCAAUCCCUCAGUUCUCCUGUGGGAAUUACAAGCUGACUUCAAUAAUAAUAAUAAUAAUAAUAAUAAUAAUAAUAAGCUUUAUUUGUAUAGCACCUUUCAUACAAGAAUUGCAGCCCAAAGUGCUUCACAGCAAAAACAUAACAAUAGGUCGAAAAAACAUCCACAUUUUAUUCUCACUUUAAUAUCGAUCUUGUCUCUCAGUUUCUCAUAGUUCGGCCUUGGCUAUAAGAUUGCCAGUAAGUGAACUGAUCUGCGGCUGAUAUUUAAAGCGAACACUCGGACGUCGACUUCUUUUUGGUCAGACAUGUCGGAAUACACUUAGAGCAGUAGUGCAAUAUACACAGACACAACAUUCAUAUCUAUAGAAGCUCCAGCAGCUGAAAGUGGAACGGAUUAGUCUGGUCACCAAAAUGAGAAAAAGACGUAUUUUGUGCCACGCACAACAUGCCAAGUCGUCGGUUUACUUUAAUUUUCAUAUUUAGCACAUGCAUAUAUGUCACCAGGAGUUCAUGCCAUACAUCAACACUGUCCUCCACAGUCGUUACUCUAACAUACAGUAUAUCUAACAAUAGAUGUUAGAGUAACAUGUAUUUAAAUGAGGUACUCUCACUGUGAUUAGAACAUUUCUCCACCAAUCAAUCCUCUGAAUUCCACAGAGUUAUGCAUGUUACAAAUGUAAAUAUCCUACCAAAGGGAAUCAUUGAGUUAGCAAUGCCAUUGAAGUCUUAUUCUUCAUAAUAUGCUUAAUCAUUUUACUGUAUGUAUCGUUGUCUUCCAGAACUACGGCCUUUGACUAUUGUAAAAUGUAUUGUUCAAUGUAUCACUACUGCACUUCCCAGAUCAGAUGGAAACGGAGAGAUAUGAAGAUAUGUGUGUUGAACGUAGUUUGUUGUGUUGCAUAAAGUAUGUUAUUUGGCUUAAGAGUUGACCCAGAGAGCAUCAUAUGGCGUUUUGGUAAAUGUCCCACUCAUAGCAAAACUCUGCAGCCUGUAUUACUUUGUAAUUAUUAACUCAGCAUUCAGUGUAAUACAUAUCAUCAUUCAGUGUCUGCUCGCGUGUGUCAAGUAUGCUGUUAGUUUCUGAAAGCCAACAUGUUUGAGACCCACUGUGUCAGAGGAUUGUAUAUACUGUCUUUUGCUGCUGCCCUGAUUGUGUCUAAUAAGUUGUACAAUCACAAAUACGAGGUAAGACUGAACAGGGUGUUUUGCAGACAUGAGUAGCACACUUUGUGUUGUACAAUUAACCAGUAGAAAUGUAGAUCAUGAUGCUCCACAAUUGACACACAUUCUUUCUGGUCAGAGGUAAAAAAAAACAAAAACAAAGCAUAUUGUGACGUGUAACCAAUAAGUACUGUAGCAGAGAUACAAUAAUUUUGUACAUAUUAUGUUGGCCGAUACAGAGGCCGUAUGUGUUGGCUGUAACUGUGAGAGGUGGAGCCGGCACUUAUGCAACUAUGCGUAUUCAGAUAAGGUUGUAGAUAUUAUGUUGUACAACUACAAAUUUGAGGUAAAGCUGUAAAUAUUGUUUACUAAUUUAGAUUGUACAUAUAUUGUUGUUCAACUAUCUGCAAGCAGUAAGACUGUAUAUAUUGUGUUUGCAGAUAUUUAGAGAUUGUACAUAUUAUAUUGUGUUGUGCGUCCAUUGCUCAGAGUGUACAUACUGUCUAUAUCUGGCCAAUCUCUGAAAUUAUUGGCUAGAAUGCCAAAGUUUUACAAAUAAAGGAAAAGAACAGAAAUGGCA
Cottoperca gobio is the source of this 4369-nucleotide messenger RNA. RefSeq names its product ribosomal protein S6 kinase alpha-2-like. NCBI's taxonomy places the organism in Eukaryota, Metazoa, Chordata, Actinopteri, Perciformes, Bovichtidae. The record is from RefSeq and is a predicted model, not a curated record. Gene Ontology annotation, molecular function: ATP binding; magnesium ion binding; protein serine/threonine kinase activity. The transcript is spliced from 22 exons. The coding region runs from base 1 to 2241 and encodes 746 amino acids. Gene Ontology annotation, biological process: protein phosphorylation; intracellular signal transduction.